CGAAGAAGUAGAAGAAGACGAAGAAGAACAAACGAAAGCGAGGGAUUGGUUAUUUUUGUUUUACACGAGUCUUUAUUUUCGCAGAUAUUUGCCACUCCACUCCAGUAACUUAAAAUUGAGAGGUUUAGAACGGCAUUAACACAGCUAACAUUACAUAACUGAUAUUAAAUUUAGCCGGUUAGCUGCUAGCUAGCUAGCUAGCUGGGUAGCUUCUAGCGGUGUGUAGUUUUAACUACAAGUGAAGCCUAUCGGAUCCUCUGUCAUUACUGUGAAGGCUCUGUCGAAGACCAGCACACCAAGGAGAUAUCCGGGUAUCUCAGUGCCUGAGAAAAGAUGGAAGCUCCACCAGUAACAGUGAUGCCUGUCACCGGGGGCACAAUCAAUAUGAUGGAAUAUCUGCUGCAAGGCAGUGUGUUAGACCAGGCCCUGGAAAGCCUUUUGCAUCGCCUCCGAGGUCUGUGUGACAAUAUGGAACCCGAGACCUUCACAGAUCAUGAACUAGUUUAUCUUCUGAAAGGCCAACAAGGAAACCCUUUCAUUCUGCGUGCCCGACGCGCUCUCUCCCAUCCCACAUCUCCAUGGCAUCUCCGCUACCUAGGCCAACCUGAAGUGGGAGACAAGAGCCGGCAUGCCCUGGUGCGCAACUGUGUCGACGUGGCAGCCUCUCACAGUUUGCCGGAGUUCCUCAAUGAGAUGGGUUUCCGCAUGGACCAUGAGUUUGUUGCUAAUGGACACAUAUUCCGCAAAGGUGCUAUGAAAAUUGUGGUGAGCAAGCUGUCGCGCAUCCUGGUACCAGGGAAUACAGAGAACACGGAGCGUCUGUCACUUUCGUACCUUGUGGAGUUGAGUGUACUGGCUCCUGCUGGCCAGGACACUGUGUCGGAGGACAUGCGCAGCUUUGCCGAGCAGCUCAAACCCCUGGUUCACCUGGAGAAGAUUGACCCCAGCAAACAGAGACAUUAAAUGACAUAAUUUAGUCUUUCAAGUGAUUUCUGACUACUACGGACAAAUUACACAUCCUGUUAUUCAUUAUUUCCUAUGUUUUUUUUCACAUUUUGCCUAAAAUUAAAUACAAUUUUACCUCGA
This is a messenger RNA of Scatophagus argus, 1086 nucleotides long. It is a transcript of the gene med18, whose product is annotated as mediator of RNA polymerase II transcription, subunit 18 homolog (yeast). Gene Ontology annotation, molecular function: transcription coregulator activity. Lineage: Eukaryota; Metazoa; Chordata; Actinopteri; Scatophagidae. The coding region runs from base 334 to 963 and encodes 209 amino acids. Gene Ontology annotation, biological process: regulation of transcription by RNA polymerase II; termination of RNA polymerase II transcription. The transcript is spliced from 3 exons. Gene Ontology annotation, cellular component: core mediator complex; mediator complex. The record is from RefSeq and is a predicted model, not a curated record.